AUGAAUUCAAAUCUUGCGUACAUCAACCCUGGUGGUACUCAAGCGCGAAAAAUCAAUGCACUGGAUAUAAAUAUGAUAGCUGCGCGGGGACUCCAGGAUGUAUUAAAAACAAAUUUGGGCCCACGUGGGACGAUGAAGAUGCUUGUUUCAGGUGCUGGGCUCAUUAAGAUUACAAAAGAUGGAAACACACUACUUGGAGAGAUGCAGAUUCAACACCCAACGGCUUCACUUAUUGCCCGUGCGGCGACCGCAAUAGACGAUAUUACGGGAGAUGGUACCACAAGUACGGUGUUGGUGAUUGGUGAGAUGAUGCGUCAAUGUGAGCGCUAUAUUAAUGAGGGUAUCCAUCCUCGAAUAUUAACAGAGGGGUUGCAUCUUGCCUAUAAUGAGGCUCUCAAAUUUUUGCAACUUAAUACUAUUAGUAUUCCAAAAAAAGAAAACCGUGAAUACUUAACUAAUGUUGCUCGCACUGCGCUCAGUACCAAAGUGAAUCCUUCGCUUUCCGAAAUAAUUUCUGAAGCCGUUGUUGAUUCAGUUUACGCGGUGGCGGACAAGGAAAACGGGGUUGAUCUUCAUAUGGUAGAAGUGAUGCACAUGAAGCACCGGCUCAGUUCCGAUACUCGAUUUGUAAAUGGGAUUGUUUUGGACCAUGGCGGCCGAAACCCUGAUAUGCCGAAAUAUUUGGAAAACGCAUAUAUUCUAACGUGUAAUGUGUCCCUUGAGUAUGAGCGAUCGGAACUCUCAACAGGAUUCUACUACAAGAAUCCUACCGAGAAAGCACGCAUGGUGGAAGCCGAGCGCAAAAUGACCGAUGAUCGAACCAGGCAAAUUAUUCAGUUGAAGAAUGAAAUUUGUACAAAGGAUAAUGGUCGCACCUUUGUGGUUAUUAACCAAAAAGGAAUUGAUCCGAUCGCUUUGGAGAUGUUUGCCAAGGAAGGGAUUUUGGCCCUGCGACGUGCUAAACGCCGUAAUAUGGAACGUUUGGUUCUUGCUUGUGGUGGUGAGGCUGUUAAUACGACGGACAACUUGACUCCCGAGGUUUUAGGAGAAGCUGGUCUUAUUCAAGUUCACACACUCGGCGAUGAUACGUACACGUUCGUGGAAAAUUCGAAGAAGGGUAAGAGCUGUACGCUGUUGGUAAAGGGUCCGAAUGAUCACACCAUCGCUCAAAUUAAGGAUGCCGUUCGGGAUGGUCUCCGUGCAGUCAAGAAUGCAUAUGAGUCCUCUGCUGUUAUUGCGGGAGCUGGGGCUUUUGAAGUUGCUUUGCACGGACACUUGUGCAAUUUUGCAAAGUCCGUGAGUGGUAAGCAUAAAAUGGGCAUAGCGGCAUACGCGGAUGCUCUACUUGUUAUUCCAAAGGUACUUGCAGAGAACUCAGGCUUGGAUGUGCAGGAAUGCCUCAUUACAUUUCAAGAAAAAAGCAGCAUCGCAAGAAAAGAGGGCAAAUGGGCUGGACUCUGCUUAGAUACCGGAGACGUCCAGGAUCCAAUUGCGACUGGUGUUUUGGAUAGCGUUAUUGUAAAACGGAACUUACUAGAAUCAAGUGGUGAAAUCGUUGCUCAGCUCAUUCUUGUCGAUGAAAUUAUGAAAGCAGGCCGUCGCGGCGCUGGAGGUCCACCGCAAGCAUAA
Messenger RNA from Phytomonas sp. Hart1, 1629 nucleotides. The record is from the annotation of a GenBank genome assembly. NCBI's taxonomy places the organism in Eukaryota, Euglenozoa, Kinetoplastea, Trypanosomatida, Trypanosomatidae.